Messenger RNA from Penicillium coprophilum, 444 nucleotides. RefSeq lists its product as uncharacterized. The record is from RefSeq and is a predicted model, not a curated record. The transcript has 4 exons. The coding region runs from base 1 to 444 and encodes 147 amino acids. NCBI's taxonomy places the organism in Eukaryota, Fungi, Ascomycota, Eurotiomycetes, Eurotiales, Aspergillaceae.
AUGAAUGGCCUGAAAUUUCUGUCCUUAUCUAGCCGGCAGCUGUCCGAGACAAAACUGGCCGAGUCGGUGACAACAAAACUACAACACAUAGAGGAGCUACCUAAGCCUCAGAAAUAUUUGAUUAAGCGUAUUUUAACUCUUCUAUCGCCGAUAUUAGACCAAGAAAUAUAUCAACACACUAAAGCUAUUAAUACUGUUACCGCUUACUAUCAAUUUAAGGAAGGGUUGAAAGUCAUAUGGCCGAGAGCGGUUACGUCGACGAUUAGAAGCCAGAAAGCGAAACGACUAAGAGAUAUUUCGAAGUAUAUCAAGCGAAAGCAUCUACAGAACCUUUCAUCAAGUACUAUUAUUGCUUACAAUAUUUAUAAUAAAAAGUUUGCAGAAGUGAUACACUUUCAGCGCUAUGCUAAUGAUUCUUACUCGACUAUGACUAGGCCUCUAUAG